Messenger RNA from Clunio marinus, 345 nucleotides. The record is from the annotation of a GenBank genome assembly. Lineage: Eukaryota; Metazoa; Arthropoda; Insecta; Diptera; Chironomidae.
AUGAUCAAUGAAAAUGAAAAUGAGAAGAGACGAAGGAUCGUUAAAACAAAUGAUGUCGGUUUGACGUUUUGUUCACCAAGUGUAAAGUCUCGGAUUAGUCACAAGCAAACAUAUUUGGGUCUAGGACUUCUUGUGAUCGCCGUGCUUUUCGAGUUAGCUGAAGCAACUUCCUUCCUGGAAAUUCUACCAAAUAUGAUUUAUCAAUUACUUUUGAUUUUUGCUGCUGCUUUGCUGUUGUGGAUGGCGCUUUACCACUUGUGCUUCUUAAUUUACCGGAAGAAAAGGGCAAAAAAUUCAGAAGCUUCUUACGUUCGCAAUGAAGGCAACGACAGUGAAAUUAAUUGA